AUGGCUUCCACAGUCGGCAAGACAAUCACCUGCAAGGCUGCCAUUGCCUGGGAGGCUGGCAAGGAGCUGAGCAUCGAGGACGUCGAGGUCGCUCCGCCCAGAGCCCACGAGGUCCGUAUUGAGAUCUACUACACGGGUGUGUGCCAUACAGACGCAUACACCCUGUCCGGCAAGGAUCCCGAGGGUGCUUUCCCCAUCAUCCUGGGACACGAGGGCGCUGGUGUCGUCGAGUCUGUCGGCGAGGGCGUCACCAACGUCAAGCCCGGCGACCACGUCGUGGCGCUCUACACCCCCGAGUGCGGCGAGUGCAAGUUCUGCAAGUCUGGAAAGACCAACCUGUGCGGCAAGAUCCGCGCUACCCAGGGCAAGGGCGUGAUGCCCGACGGCACCUCGCGCUUCAAAGCCCGUGGCAAGGACAUCCUGCACUUCAUGGGCACGUCCACCUUUUCCCAGUACACCGUCGUUGCCGACAUCUCCGUCGUCGCCAUCCAGGACAACGCUCCCUUUGACCGCGCCUGCCUGCUGGGCUGCGGUAUCACCACCGGCUACGGCGCUGCUCGCGUCACCGCCAAGGUCGAGGAGGGCAGCAGCGUCGCAGUCUUCGGCGCUGGCUGUGUCGGCCUGUCGGUCGUGCAGGGUGCUGUCGCACAAAAGGCCGGCAAGAUCAUUGUCGUCGACGUCAACCCGACCAAGGAGGAGUGGGCCAACAAGUUUGGCGCCACGGAAUUCGUCAACCCGACCAAGCUGCCCGAGGGCACCACCAUUGUCGACAAGCUGAUUGAGCUGACCGACGGCGGUUGCGACUACACCUUUGACUGCACGGGCAACGUGCAGGUCAUGCGUGCGGCCCUCGAGGCGUCGCACAAGGGCUGGGGCCAGAGCAUCAUCAUCGGCGUGGCGGCGGCGGGCCAGGAGAUUAGCACGCGUCCCUUCCAGCUGGUGACGGGCCGUGUGUGGAAGGGCUGCGCGUUUGGCGGCAUCAAGGGCCGCUCCCAGCUGCCGGGCUUGGUGGGCGACUACCUCGAGGGCCGCCUCAAGGUCGACGAGUUCAUCACGCACCGCAAGACGCUGGGCGAGAUCAACCCGGCCUUUGACGUCAUGAAGGCUGGCGACUGCAUCCGCGCUGUUGUCGACAUGCGGAAGCUGUAG
This is a messenger RNA of Sporothrix brasiliensis 5110, 1149 nucleotides long. Its product is annotated as S-(hydroxymethyl)glutathione dehydrogenase. NCBI's taxonomy places the organism in Eukaryota, Fungi, Ascomycota, Sordariomycetes, Ophiostomatales, Ophiostomataceae. The transcript is spliced from 3 exons. Gene Ontology annotation, molecular function: S-(hydroxymethyl)glutathione dehydrogenase [NAD(P)+] activity; zinc ion binding. The coding region runs from base 1 to 1149 and encodes 382 amino acids. The record is from RefSeq and is a predicted model, not a curated record. Gene Ontology annotation, biological process: formaldehyde catabolic process. Gene Ontology annotation, cellular component: cytosol.